AUGGAUAUAUGGAAAAAAAAGCAACGUCUUUUCAAACAUGUUGCUCAUUAUAGUUCACGAACACGACGUUUUAAUACAACCGAGACAGAUCCUGAUAUUUCACGUACAAUCUUUACAUGUGAUAUUCUUAAUUUAAUUCGACGAUCUCAUCAAUCUUAUUUGAAUUUUUCAGCAUUUUUUGAAGAUUUCGAUGGUUUACGUAUGCAAUACGUUCGUAAUAUGUUACCAUCACGCGGUGUUAAUAUAACAUUGAUGAAUGUUUUUCAUGAAAGAAUUCGAACAUAUUAUGAUAAAAAACCAAUAUUAUUAGAUCGACAUGAAAUUCAUAUAUUUACAUACGAAUUAGUUAAACGUUGUCAUUCUCAUUUACCAUUAGGUUUAAAAAAAAUUAAAACAAACCCUUAUUUAAUGUAUUUAUUAAAAAUAGCCAUGUCAACAAAUCAAUCAAUUAUAAAAACAUCACAAAAUAAAUUAAAUGAUAUUACAACAAAAUUAAUUGAAGAAACAAUAAGACUUGAAUCAUAUUUAAUUGAUAUGUUAUUUCCAAUAUGGGAUUUAUAUGUUAGAAUUGAAGGUGAAGAUCAUGUUUAUUUAACACUAUUACCAAAAACGACAAGAGAUUUAUUAUUAUUAAAUACAAAUUUAAAUAAACUUUUAUGUUUAUUAUGUGAAGAAUAUUAUGCUAAAGAAUAUAAUGAUAAAAUAUUGUAUACCGAUAGUCAAUUUAUAAUAAAUAAAUUGUUAGAUGAUAUAGAUACAAUGAAUGAAACAACAGUUACUUAUCAACCACCAGUACCAUUACUAACAUUAGAAGCUUCAUCUCCUUAUAUUAGACGAUCAUCACCAAAAUCAAUUUCAUCUUCAUCAAAUUCAAAUAGUCCAUUAUUGUUAUCACCACAACAAACAUAUCUUGAUAAUUAUUCAGUUCAAACACAUACGAAUCAUCGUACACGUACACAACGUCAUCAACAACAACAGCAACAAAAAAAAUCAUUACAACCAUUACAUGCUUCACAUGAUUGUUUUCCUAUUUCAUCAUCACCAAUAAUGAUACCACAUGAACUAUUAAAACAGCCUCAAUCAUCAUCACAACCAAAUUCAUCCUAUACAGGACCAUUACCAAUAUUUUCAAAUCAUCCUAGUCGUGUUAGAUCACCAACUAUUGAUAGUAAUAUAAAUAGUAGUGAAUAUUCAAGAUCUCCAAGACGUUAUUCAACAUCGGCAAUUGCAACAAAUGAUCGAGUAGAUUAUUUACAACAACAACAACUAAUAAAAUCAUUAAAACAUCAAAAAAAAGAUGAACCUCAAUGGUAUAUGCCAGUAUUUAUGUAUAGUUGUAGUAGAAAUCAAUUAACAAAAUCAUUGACAAUGAAUUUAACAGAUACAAAUGUAUCUCAAAAAUUACAUCGUGAUGAUUCUUAUUGGGAUUAUUCAAAAGAUGAAGAUCAACCAAUAAAACAACGAAAGAGAGACACGUCUCGUUCAUUGGGUGGUUUAAUAACUCAAAAUGAGGAAGAAUUUACCAUGGCACUUGGAAAACAAUGUGAUGAAUUACGUGAUUUAUUUGAUUGUGCUUUUUCUAUUGCUUUUUAUAAAAAUUGUUUAUUAAAAUUAUCGUCGACUCGUCAUGAUGUUGAUCAUGCAUUAAGUGCAAGUUGUCAUGAACAUUAUGAAGAAAUAAAUUUAACUCCAUUUUUAAAAGCUAUUUGUUCACAUUUAUCACAAGCGAGUGAAGAUGAUUAUAUUAUCGUAAAUGACAUAAAAGAACAUGAAUGUCAAUCAGUUUUAUGUAGUUAUUUGGAAGAAAAAUUUUUAGCUAUCAUUAGUAAAUAUUUCGGUAGAAUUGAAUCCCAUCCAGAUUAUUUCUAUUAUUGUACAGAUGAAGAAAUACAGACUCAAACCGUUGGUUUUGAAGAACAAUCAUCCGAUGAAGAAUUUAAUAAUAAUUUAAGUGCAAAUUUUGAUGAAUCAUUUCCAAAUAAUCCAUUUGUACGAGCAUUUAAUAAUAGUCGUACAACAGUCGAUGAGAAAAGUGAUAAUGAUGAUGAUGAUGAUGAAAGACAAUCGGUUAUUAUUCAUGAUGAUGAUUAUGAUAAUGGAAGUAAUGAUAGUUAUUUACAUAAAUUUCGUCGUGGUAGUUCAUCACCCAUUCAUCAUAUUAAUCAUUUACAACAACAAAAAGAAACAUCACCAUUAUUCAUAUCAUUUAGUUGUCGAUUAAAAAUGAAAGAUUAUGAUAGAAAUGUUGGUGUCUCAACUAUACCACUUUGUAUAGGUAAUAUUUUCCGAUAUGUUCGAGAUUUUGGUGAUACAACAAAAAUUUCUUACAAUGAUUUAAAAGUUUCAUUUGAUUUAAUAUGUUUAACAUUUGGAAAAGAAGAAAAUGAUCUUCCAAUAGCUGCUACACCAACAAGUUUUCAAUUAGAAAUGCAAAAACGACAAUAUUCGGGUAAUUCUGCCAGUUCAAUUGAUCAAUAUUUAAGAAUUGAUGAUGAUAAUGAUGUAAUUAUAUCCGAUAAUUUAAGUACAGCCACAUUUGAUCAUACAAAACGUCAGUUGAAUUCAUUGAAACUUUCAGAGUCUCAACGUGAAGCAAUUCGUCUUUGUAAACGAGAAAUCGAAUGGUUAUUACAUGAUGAACAAUUAUCAACAUAUUUUAAUCAUUUAUUAGAUACAAAAUUAAUUGAAAAAGUCAUCGAACAUGUACAAUCAUCAGUUGAAAUAGCUAAAACAAAUUGUUCAAGUCAAUCAUUAUCGUUACAAUUUGUAUUUGGAAAUGAAAAAUCGAAAUUAGUCUUUUUACCAGAAUUAAACGAUAUUCUCAUUGAUAAUAAAUAUCGUCUAAUUAAACUUGGACGUCAUUAUGUGUUGAUUCAACCGAGAGCACCAGUAUCAAUCGAAGACAAUGAAAAUGAAGUGAAAAAUGAUGAAAUAAAUGAGUUACAUGAACAUGAACAUGAACAUGAACAAGCUUCUUUAACAAAUACAAGUGAUACAUUAUCAAUUGCUACUGAAUCAUUUGAUGAGAAUCGAAACGGUGAUGAAUCAAGUGAACCGAAUUCUCAAGAUUUUUCAAGAUCCUAUAGUCAAUCACCAACAAUUGAUAAUAUUGAAAAUUCAAUAAUUCAUAUUCAUGUAGAGUAUGUACGACCAACAUUUUGGUUAUUUAUGGAUUUAGUAGAAAUUCCUGCACAAGAAUUACAAGGCGCAAUAAAACCAAAUUUAGAAACAAUUGAAGCAAAAUUUUAUUUAUAUUGCGGUUCAUCAUCAAAUAUGUCACAAGAAUCAUCUGAAGCUCAAUCAGUAUUAAAUAGUUUAAUUGAACGUUUACGUCAGUUAUGUCAUGUUGUUAAUCAAAAAUUACUAUUAGACAGUCUAGAAGAUACACGAAUAUGUAAUUCAUUAUUAGUACCAGCAGGAGAAAAUGAUGAUGUCACACAAGAUAUGGAUUGUCCAUUAUUACCGGCCAAUUUACAAAUGCAACCAGGUGAAUUUGCUUGUGAGCAAGUGUGGACUCAAGGAUUCAUUCUUCAUCCACGAUUACGGCAAACACAUAUUCCAGGCCUUGGAAAAUUACAGCCUAUCGGUCAUGCAUUAGCUAUUCAAUAUGAUUCAUUUGCUAUUCAAAAUCGAAAAAAUUUAUUUGUUUAUUCCAUUGAUCAUAAUGUAUAUUAUAUGAGAUUUCGAGAAGAACUACAGCAACAACCGGAAAAAAUUGAUGAACCAUAUAAUAAAGCGUUAACAUGUUCGCCUGAAUCACCAUCACAACACCGACAAUCAUCUCCAACAAUACAAUUUCAUCAAAGACAACGACAUGAUUCAGAUGCAAUUCAAAUUCUUGUGCAAACUAUAACACGUCGUCUUGAAGAAGAAACAUUAAAAAUAUUAGUUUAUGCAAUUUAUCGUGCUAAUCGUAUUCGUUUGAAUCCUGAAGAUGUUACAUUUUUUCGUCCAGACGACAGUGAACCAAAAUAUGUUUUUGAUUAUGAAAUAUCAUAUCUAAUAAAUUCAACAACAAUUUUACAAUAUUUUAUACGUCAUAUCAAGACAAAUCUUCCACAACAAACAUUUUUAUUGUUACCAUGUUUAGCAAAAGAAUUAAAGGAAAUAAUAAAGGAUUACAAUGGACAAAUACCAUUAGUGUAUAAUAAAACACUUAACAUGGUUGGAAGACAAGCUAUUGCAUGGAUUGAGUUCAUUUUAAAUCCAACAAAGACAAAUCCAAUGGCCCGUUCACUUCAAAAAGAUGAUUUGAAUGAAUCUUUAACAUUUGAUACGCUAGCUGAAAUGACCCAUAUUGAACGUGUAAAUGUCCAACCAACACAACUUCGUCUUUCAAAUAUAAUUCGUUUUAAUGUUUGGGUUCGUGGUGGAGGAAUUGAUGUUGAACCACAACAUAUUUCAAAUGCACUUGUUCAAGCAUUAGAAUGCGCAUUAGCUGAUUACAUAACUGAAUGUAGACUAUUUCCGUUCGUAUUCAGUGGAUCGUUGGCAUCAUCCACUUUAUCAUCGGCAAAAGCAACAACAGAAGUAUCUGCUACCACUAAAUAUACGGCCGAUGAUACAGUUUUUUCAUUGGAACGUGCACCUUAUGAAAUUGAACAAUCAACAGUGCGAACUGGAAUACAAUCCAGACGACGACAUGAUUCAGCCAAAGAAAAUCUACCAUCAUCAAAUAAUGAAUGUAGUUCUGUUUCAUCGACGUUUACAUCAUCUGAUGAUAUUCAAUCAAUGUCUGCAUCAAAUGUUGAAACAAUGACAAAAUGGUUUCAACAUUUAGUUGAAACAAAACCCCAUCUAUUAUCAUUGACAUCGUGCACUGAUACAUUAACAAAUAGAUGUUUAUUAAUCAAUGUAAUACACAAGUUUACAAGUUGGUUAAAUGAACAACGAUUAAUUGCACAAACAACCGAAACAUUAAAUGGUAUUGUAUUAUGUUUAAAUGAACAAAAGACAAGUUAUACUAUGUGUCCAUCAUUAGACACUUUGGCUACAUAUAUACCUGGUAAAAAAUAUGAUUUAAUCGCCGUCUAUAAGAGUAAUAAACAUCGUCUAAUAGAAACUGAUAAUGAAAUAAAUGAUGAUCAAACUCCACCACUAUCUCAACAACAACAUAUUCCUGAAUUGACAAGAGUUCGUAGUGAAAAUGAUUCAACAAAACAAAUUUUUAUUUAUCUUGUGGUGAAUGAUAAAAAAUUAACGUUAUUUGUUUAUAAUGCAUCAGAUGAUUCAUCAAAACUUUUAAUUCAAUAUUUUACAUCACUUAUACAAUGGGCUAAUAAACGUUUACAUUUAUUAAAUAUUAUUGUAUCACAAAAAAUGGGAUUAUUUCGACCGUAUGAAUGUUUAUAUGAUCAUUCAAGUUGGUAUCGAUACAAUGGAACAAAAGGACAUUAUACAAAAACUGAAAAUGUUGAUUUAGAACAAUUAAUAAAUGAAACAGGAAUACCAAAAAGUAUUAAAUGUUCUCAAGGAUGGAAUAUAGAAACAUUAUAUAUGAAUGUUAAAUCUUGUCCAAAAAUGUCAAAUGAUAAUCAAAAAGAUUUAGUUCAAUUACAUGGAUCACAGUUAUUAGAAAUAAAAGAAAAUCGAAAAACGGAAUGUGGACAGUCAUCUAAAUUACGAGAAUAUGCUGAAAAUUGGGUAACAAAGCCAAGUCUGCCAAUAUCGGAUGAUGAUUUAUCAUUAAUGAAACAUGCUAGUCGGCCAUUAAUGAUAACUAUGAUACCAUUGCUAUUUUUUCGUCAAGCGCGUAGUUUUUAUCAAAAUGAUACUACACUACGUACAUCAACAUUUUUACCAUCGGACCAUGUAUCAUCAGUCGCAACAGUAGGCAAUCUAGCUAGAAUGGCUAAUAAACGAAAAUCUAUUCCAAUGGAUUUCAAUUUUCGACGCUUAGUUAGCAAUCUGGAUGAGGGUAGUCAUACAUCUCCACAAACGAUUCGUGAUCAAUAUGACAUUUCAUCAAAUCAUCUUCAUAAUAAUGUUUCAACAUUUAAUAAUUUGCCAAAUGUUCUAAAUCCACAACAACAACAGCAUCAAUCAGAAUUGACUGAAGUCUUUGUUAAACAGUAUAUUAACUUCUUACAUUCAGCCUAUAAAUUUAAUUUAAUACAACCAAAAACUGCUCCACAAAAUCCACCAAUUGUAUACAAUCUUCAUCGUUCUGAUCAUGAGAAAAAGUCAACAAUAAUAGCUGAAGUAUCAUCAACAAACAGUAUUCAAGUCACUGUCAAUUAUUUUCAAUAUUCACUAGGAAUGUCAGCACAAUCGUUAACGAAUCAAAGAAAUUAUACAGAUCAUAUACGAGAACCAUCGAAAGAGGAUGGACAAUUUUUACCUGAUCAAUUCGACAUGGAUGCAAUUUCGUAUGAUUUUCAUCUACAAACAAUCGAACGUUAUUUAAUUAAUAAAGAACAAUUUUCAACUGAUCAUUUAUUAUUAUCAUUCUUACAAGAGUUUAUGGACUUUUAUCCAACAUCACCGGUUGGCUCAAAAACUUCCAUACAUAAAACGUAUAUUCGUCAUCCAUUGGAAACAACGCAUCGUGCAGAUGUACUUUUAUUUAAAUAUAUUGUUGAUAAUGCUGCUACAUAUAGUUUACAUUCAAGAAAAGGAGGACGUGAUGGAAUAGUAAGCAAAGACGAAGAAUUAUUAUUUUAUUAUGAAAAAGGCAAUGAUUUAAAUCCAAUGAAUGUUAUUUGGAUAGCUGGACGAGCUCCACGUGAUUUGCCUACUCAAUUGAAUAUUGUCAUGUACAUUAUUUAUACAAAUUUAAAUCCAAAACGUUUAUCCAGUGCAAUACCCAUCACAACGACAACAACAACAACAACAACUACAACAACAAAUAGUACAUCACUCUCGAGUACACCAUCAACUUCAUUGAGUAAAUAUAGUACAUCUCAAUUAAAUUCAAAACCAAAAGCAAAUACCAAAGAUUCACGAUCAACAGUAGCAAAAAUAACAAUUUUUCCAUCACGAUGUACAAAUACAACUAUGAAUGAUAAUGGUUCAAAUGAUAAUAUGAAAAAAGAUAAAAGUAUUGAUUAUUUCAAAUCAAAAUUAGAAAAUGUUGUAAAUCAAGCUGCAACCACUCAUCGACGAGAAAUGCUUUGGGAAAAAUUAAUUUCUCCUCGAUCAUCCGAUGAUGUUCGUAGACGAGAUGAAAGUCAACAAUCAAUUAAUGUAACAGAAUUUGAAACAUUAUUAGCUUCAUGUGACAAAGAUUUACAAGAUACAAUUAUUUGUCUAUUGAAAAAAAUUGUUACAAAUAAAGAACAAUCUGAAAAAUUUGCUAAAUAUUUAAGAAGUCGAUAUGGUGAUUCAUUUCAGACAUUUAAUACGCCCAGUGUUAAUUAUCUAAUGUCUUCAACAGUGGUGGCUUCACCAACGGCAUCACAAACGUCAUUAUCAACGGCUACACCAUCAGCAACGAAUAAUUCAAGCCAGCAUGUUAAAUUUUCACAUUUGUGUAAAUUAUUAGAACAAAUCUCAAAUAAGCAAGGUACUGAAGCUAAAAAAAAACUUUUAACAAAAUUUAUAACCGAUUGGCGACAAUUACAUGAAAAAUUACAUGAAAAUGAUUCACUAUCAACAUUGUCGACUCAAGCACAAGCUACAACUACUGUUCAAACUUUUUCUGCUGCGCCAUCUACUACUAGUACUGGAGCAUCGGCAACAAUCAUGCAAGAUUCAUUUUAUCCUAUUUUACGUUUAUUAUUACCACAAUCGGAUCGUGAACGAAUUGCCUAUGGUUUAAAAGAAAGUAAAUUAGCUAAACAUUUGAUUGAUGUAUUAAGUAUAGCAAAAACGAGUGCUGAUGCACAAAAAUUAACAAAUUUUCGUGCUCAAAAAAAUUCACGUACAACAAAAGGAAAUGAUUUUGCUGAUGUUGUCUACUAUGUUUUAAAAAAUCGAAGUAAUGAAGAUCGUACAUUAACAAUUUAUGAAAUAAAUAGUCGUUUAGACGAUAUAGCUCUGGAAAAUGGACGCGGUAAAGAUGGUCAAAAAGCAAAAUUGAAAUGGUUAAUUAGAAUAUUAUUAAAAGAUUUGAAAAUAAGUUUAAAAGAAAAUUCAAUAUUAGAAUGUUUUCAUCCAGAUGCUAAAGAUUUAUUUGAUCAUACAAGUAAUUUAUUGAAAGUUGCGGUUUAUUUACAUGAUCCAUUGAAACGUUUACAUGAAAUUGGUUUAAGUAUAUUUUCACCGUUUCGUCCUAUGUUGGGUGAACGAACAAAAGCUGAUAAAGUUGAAGAAACACUUCGAAAAAAAUCAUCACAUCCACAACAAGCCGUAGCCGAGUUCUAUAUCGAAACAAAAUGGGAUGGGUAUUUCUCUCGUAAUGGGCAUGAUUAUACCGACAUAUUUGGAUCAGAUUCGAUGAAUAAUGGAACAUUGACACCAUUUAUAGCCAAUACAUUUCAUUUGGGAUGUUUACGUUGUAUAUUAGAUGGUGAAAUGGUUAUCUAUAAUCGAAAUGAAAAAAUAAUUCAUUCAAAAGGUGAUAGUUUUGAUGUUAAAUCUAUACAAGCAAAUGAUUCACAAUUACAACCAUGUCUUAUUGUUUUCGAUAUUUUAUUAUAUAAUGAUGAAAUUUUAACAAAUAAACCAUUGCAUGAACGAUUAAGUUAUGUUAAAUCAAAAGUAUUUGAACCAAUUGAAGGAAGAAUUAUGUUGUCCGAAAUCCGAACUGCACAUAAUAAUCAAGAUGUCAUCAAUGAAUUGAAUAUGGCCAUUGAUCAACGACAAGAAGGAAUUGUUGUCAAAGAUCCGUUCGCUGUUUAUAAACCAAAUACAAGAGAAAAUGGUGGAUGGCUUAAAAUCAAACCUGAUUAUAUGUUAGGUUUGAAUGAUGAAAUUGAUUGUUUGAUUGUUGGUGGCUAUUUUGGUACCGGACGUCGUUCUGGUUUGCUUAGUCAUUUUUUAUGUUGUGCACUCGUGAAACAAAAUGAUACAAAUUUCAAUAAUGAACAAAAAGAUGAACAGUCAGCAAAUCCAAUGACAUCAUCACAAACUCAAGCAAAACCAGAAGCAAAAGAUUAUUUGUAUUAUUCAUUUUGUAAAAUUGGUAGUGGUUAUACACAUAAAGAAUUAUUAGAUUUUAAUAAUCGUCUAUCAAACAAAUGGAAAACGUAUAAUCGUCGUGCACCACCCGCUCAUCUUUUAUGUACAUAUGAAAAACCCGAUUUAUAUAUUAAUCCUGAAGAUUCGUGUAUUGUUCAAAUACGUGCCGUAGAAUUUGUUGCAUCAGAUAAAUAUAAAACAGGCUUUACAUUACGAUUUCCACGUUUAGAAAAAUUUCGUGAAGAUAAAUCAUGGUAUGAAUGUGUAUCAUAUCAAGAUUUAAUUGAUUUAAAAGAGAAAAAUGCUGGUAAAUUAGCAAUGAGACAAUUUAUGAACAAAGAUCCCAAUAAUGAAUUAGAUGGUGAUAUGGAUAUUGAAGAAAAUCUUGACAAAACAAAAACAUUGACAAAAAAAACUGUAACAAAAUCUCGACAACAACAAAAAGCUACGGUUGAUCAACGUUUUCGUGGCAUUGAUCCACAAGCAGUUAAAAAAACACAAGAUUUUUUAGAUAUGAAAGAAUUUUGUAUAUUUGAAGGUGAUAGUGAUCAUUCAAAAGCAAAAUUAGAAACAUUAGUACUCGAAAGUGGAGGAAAAGUUGUUCAGAAUCCAUUACCAACAACCUAUUGUGUCGUAACAAAUAAUCCAAAUGCAUUACGUUUAAAAACAUUAAUUAAGCAUAAAGAACGUGAUAUUGUUUAUGUCAAAUGGUUAUUACGUUGUAUUAAAGAAAAGCAAUUGUUGAGAUAUAAUUUAUCAGAUAUUAUUUCAUGUAAUUCGCAAACACAAGCUGAAUUAGAUAAAUUGUAUGAUAAAUACGGUGAUAGUUAUUAUGAUACAACGAAUGAAGAAGAUUUACGAUCAAUAUUUGAAAAAAUUACUGGUAUUCAAAAACCACCACAACCAUCAACAACUACAGAUCCACCACCACCACCACCAAUUCAACAACAAAAAAAACAGACGAAACAAUGUAAAAGAUUAAUAGUUCCUAAGCAUCCACCAAUACGAAAACGUGCAAAGCCAAUUGAAUAUGAUGAUGAUGACGAUGAAGAAAAUGAACAGGAGCUGUCGGCUAAAAGUCCAUCACCAGUGAAAAAAAAACGAACGAACGAAACAACUUUCAUUGUUACUCCACCUCCGCCACCUCAACCAGUUGAAACAGAUGAAGAGAAAAAGCUUCGUUUAUUUAUUGCUGAAUUUGAAAAUGAAUAUUUUCCUGAUGAUAGUUUAUUUGGUUUAUUUCGUUUGUGUAAUAUUUAUUUUGAUGAAUAUUUGAUUAUUAAUGAUUCAACAACAAGAACUGAAGAUAAUGUAUAUGAAUUAGCAAAAUUAGAAGUUAAAUUACAUGGCGGACAAGUCUAUAAUCAAUUGACGCCAACUAUUACACAUGUUAUUUGUUCAAAAGCACAUACGAAACAAAUGCGUUUGGAUGAAUUUAAACAUUUAAAUCAUAAACGUCCAAUAAAAUUUCGUUUAGUUGAUAUUGAAUGGAUUAUAUCGUCAAUUGAAGAUAAACGACUUCUAAAUGAAUUACCGUUUGCUGUUUAA
Molecule: messenger RNA, 10608 nt
Organism: Didymodactylos carnosus
Lineage: Eukaryota; Metazoa; Rotifera; Eurotatoria; Philodinida; Philodinidae
Source: the annotation of a GenBank genome assembly